This is a messenger RNA of Microsporum canis CBS 113480, 897 nucleotides long. Its product is annotated as exosome complex exonuclease RRP41. Gene Ontology annotation, cellular component: nucleolus; cytoplasmic exosome (RNase complex); nuclear exosome (RNase complex). Gene Ontology annotation, biological process: poly(A)-dependent snoRNA 3'-end processing; U4 snRNA 3'-end processing; rRNA catabolic process. The record is from RefSeq and is a predicted model, not a curated record. The coding region runs from base 1 to 897 and encodes 298 amino acids. The transcript has 2 exons. Lineage: Eukaryota; Fungi; Ascomycota; Eurotiomycetes; Onygenales; Arthrodermataceae.
AUGCCACUCGAUACCUCAACAACAUACCGUCUCACACGGCUACGCCUGGACGGACGACGAUGGAACGAACUACGGCUUCUUCAGGCCCAAAUAUCUACCAACCCAGCAAGUUCUGGCUCAUCGUAUCUAUCAAUGGGUAAUACAACGGUUCUUUGUACAGUCCAUGGCCCUGCGGAGGGGAAACGCUCAGAAACAGCUGGUGCAACUGGGGCUGUGAUAAGUGUUGUGGUCAACCUGGCUGGAUUUGCCAAUGUGGACCGGAAGAAGAAGAGUGCUGCUGGAGGCGGGGGAGGAGAUAGACAAGCUACAACUGAACUGGCAAACUUGAUCAGGGACGCUUUCCAACCUCAUAUUCACGCCCAUCUCUACCCCCGAAGUACAAUAUCAAUCCAUGUAUCUGUCCUUUCAUCCGACGGCUCACUAUUCGCUGCGUGUCUGAACGCAUGUACCCUCGCUCUGGUGGACGCCGGUAUCCCUAUGCCUGGCCUCCUCUGUGCCUGCACAGUAGGAAUGAGCGGUCGUGCAUCUACUCCAGCAGUAACGGCUGAAUCUGCACAAAUGGGCGGGGUAAACGAGACUCUCGACCCUCUACUUGAUAUUUCCGCACCUGAGGAAGUAGAGUUGCCGUAUAUGACGGUUGCUAACACGAAUCCUAUGCCCGAUAUUAAUAUUCCAAAAGACGACGAAGACGAAUAUGAUGCUGAAAACGAGAAUCAGAUGCUAUCGAUUGUACAUAUGGAUUCGGGAGUACAUGUGUCAUAUCUCGAGACCAUGUUUGCAGUAGGGAUCGACGGCUGCAAGCAGACGAGGGAAAUAUUAAACGGGGUGCUUAAGGGGGCAGGGAAAAGAGUCUUGAUGGGGGAAGCCGUCUCCGGUCCAGGAUACGACGAUGAGUGA